This is a messenger RNA of Fraxinus pennsylvanica, 402 nucleotides long. The record is from the annotation of a GenBank genome assembly. NCBI's taxonomy places the organism in Eukaryota, Viridiplantae, Streptophyta, Magnoliopsida, Lamiales, Oleaceae.
AUGACCCGAUCAGAUUCAACCACGUCUUCUUCAAUCAUAAAAGCAGCUGGUUCUCUACGGUUACAUUAUUUACCAAAACCUUUUUUCUCAAGACAAAAAUCCUCUGAACUCGUCGCUUCUCCGAUGGAUUGGCAAGGACAAAAGCUAGCAGAGCACCUGAUGCAGCUUCCGCUGGUACUUUUUGCAGUGCUGGCGUUUAUCACGGGAUAUGUGUUGGGAUCAUUUCAGACAAUGCUGCUUAUAUAUGCAGCCGGUGUUAUAUUAACUUCUCUGAUUAUGGUUCCCAAUUGGCCAUUCUUCAAUCGUCACCCUCUCAAUUGGUUAGAUUCAAGUGAAGCUGAAAAGUACCCCAAGCCACAGCCUGCUAAUUUGGGCAUGAAGAAGAAAACGUCUAAGAAGUAG